Molecule: messenger RNA, 2002 nt
Organism: Rubroshorea leprosula
Lineage: Eukaryota; Viridiplantae; Streptophyta; Magnoliopsida; Malvales; Dipterocarpaceae
Source: the annotation of a GenBank genome assembly
UGAGUCCCUUCAAUUCCCCAUUUAUAUAUCUCCACUCCAAAACCAUACACAACCAACAAACUUCCUUCAACAUACCCUUACCAGCUACCUGGGUUUCAUAUUCUCAAUUUUUUAACUUCCCUUUCUUCCGUUUCUUCCCAAAGUCAUAUUUUAUCCACACAAGAUAAACAAUGUGUAACGUUAACCCAAAACCAUCUUCUCCUUCCUCAUUCCUCUCCUAUAGCAGGACCCAUUUCAUAAGUUCCACCAAGACUAUGGAUAAUCUUCACCUUGAUGAUCAAGAAGAACAACUACGAAGAUGGCCCACUCUCUCCGAGGCCAUUGAUGAAAUGAAAGCCAUAGGGAAGAUUUCAGGUCCUACAGCCAUGACUGGUUUGCUUCUUUAUUCAAGAGCCAUGAUCUCUAUGCUCUUCCUGGGGUAUCUCGGUGAGCUUGAGCUUGCUGGCGGCUCUCUCUCCAUAGGUUUUGCAAACAUUACUGGAUACUCUGUAAUCUCCGGUCUGGCCAUGGGAAUGGAACCCAUUUGUGGACAAGCUUACGGUGCCAAACAGAUGAAGCUUCUUGGGUUAACUCUUCAGAGAACGGUGGUCCUUCUCCUCUCAGCUUCUGUACCCAUCUCCUUCAUGUGGCUGAACAUGAAGAGAAUCCUCCUCUGGUGCGGCCAAGACGGUGAAAUAUCAUCUGUGGCUCAUACCUUCAUUCUCUUCUCCAUCCCUGACCUCUUCUUCCUUUCUCUGCUUCACCCUCUUCGCAUCUAUCUCAGAACUCAGAGCAUCACAUUACCCUUAACUUACUGCUCUGCCAUCUCUGUUCUCCUCCAUGUUCCCCUGAAUUUCCUCCUCGUUGUGCAUUUCAAAAUGGGUAUUGCUGGAGUCGCCAUAGCCAUGGUCUGGACUAACCUCCACCUCUUCCUCUUGCUCUGCUCCUUCAUUUACUUCUCCGGAGUGUAUCAAGAUUCUUGGGUAUCUCCGAGCACAGACUGCCUCAGGGGAUGGUCGUCUCUGCUUGCCCUUGCAAUUCCAACCUGUAUCUCUGUUUGCCUGGAGUGGUGGUGGUAUGAACUCAUGAUUAUGCUCUGUGGACUUCUGGUUAACCCCAAAGCCACCAUUGCUUCCAUGGGAAUUCUGAUUCAGACGACAUCCCUGGUCUACGUAUUUCCAUCCGCGUUAAGUCUGGGAGUAUCGACGAGGGUCGGGAACGAAUUGGGUGCAAACCGCCCUGCAAAAGCUCGCAUUUCCAUGAUCGUCUCUCUGUUUGGCGCAGCCGCAUUAGGCCUAAUAGCCAUGCUGUUCACCACCCUGAUGCGGCACAAAUGGGGAAGGUUUUUCACCAACGACACCGAAAUCCUCGAACUCACCUCCAUCGUAUUGCCGAUCUCCGGACUGUGUGAACUAGGAAACUGUCCACAAACAACAGGAUGCGGCGUCCUCAGAGGCAGCGCCAGGCCCACCAUAGGAGCCAACAUCAACCUGGGUUCAUUCUACCUAGUUGGCAUGCCGGUAGCCAUCUUAAUGGGGUUCGUCGCCAAAAUGGGGUUCGCAGGACUCUGGCUCGGCCUGCUAGCGGCGCAAGCGUCCUGUGCCCUGCUCAUGCUAUACGUCCUCUGUAAAACGGACUGGAUUCUUCAGGUAGAGAGAGCCAGAGACCUGACGCAGAGCACAAAACCACCACUGCCCACAACAUCAAAACCAGAAGAAUCAUUAAAUUCAAAGGAAAUUAAGAAGAAGGUCGAUCUCGAAGCGGUACUGUGCGUCAAUGAUGAAGUUAUGAAGUCAGAAACAGACCCUCUUAUUAACUAGGAUACGCACUGUGCAUUAAUUAGAGACGAGUUCCCACCAUUUUUGCCCCCAUUGAAGAGGUCAUGAGGUGAAAAAAAAAAAAUCAUUUAUUAGAGAUAAUUAAUCGUCUCUUUUUAACUUCUCUUGAAUUUUCUUUCGCUCUCUCUUGUUUUAGUUAUUAAAUAACAAUAGUAUAUAUUGUAGAAUGAAGUAGACAUUAACAU